This is a messenger RNA of Melitaea cinxia (Glanville fritillary), 2398 nucleotides long. RefSeq names its product Bardet-Biedl syndrome 7 protein homolog. The transcript has 15 exons. Gene Ontology annotation, biological process: intracellular protein localization; cilium assembly; intracellular transport. Gene Ontology annotation, cellular component: ciliary basal body; membrane; axoneme. NCBI's taxonomy places the organism in Eukaryota, Metazoa, Arthropoda, Insecta, Lepidoptera, Nymphalidae. The record is from RefSeq and is a predicted model, not a curated record. Bases 35 to 2209 code for a protein of 724 amino acids. Gene Ontology annotation, molecular function: protein binding.
CAUAUCUUCUGUUUUAAGUCAAAAAUAAAACAAAAUGGAUUAUGAUUUAGCACGAAUUGACUACACACUUUGUGGAAUAACAUAUCCACAUGCAUUAAAGAUAUUAUCGUCUACAGACCAAAAGAUACAUCAGAAGUUUAUAAUAGGCGACAAAAAUGGAGUAUUACAGUGUUUAAGUGUUAUCGAUGAAGAACCUGUUGUACAUUUUAAAACAUUACCAGGGAAGCCCAUAACUUCUGUACAACUUGCUUCGUCAGUAGGGAACAAUACUGACAAAAUUUUUGCUGCGUCGGGAAACGAAGUCAAGGGUUACACAAAGAAAGGCAAAGUGUUCCUCAGUAUUGAAACUUCAGUUUCAGAAACAAUCACAUCCAUGUGUGUAUUAGGCAAUGAUCUCAUCAUUUGUAGUGGAAAAACGGUUACCUUUUACAGAGAGCUUCAGGAACAGUAUAGCUUUGUAUGUGAUGAUAGGGUUCUCGAUGCUGUCGCUUUUGCUAUGCCAAAUAAAAGUCGUAUAAGAAUACUAGUGCUAAUAGCAAAUAAAGAGGCGCUAAUUAUUGAAAAUGGAAAAAUACAAAAACAUACCCAUAUUUCUGCUGGGCCAACUCGAUUUACAAUACCGCAGUCUUUACAUCCAGCUGAAGUAUGCGCUCUUUAUGGUGCAGUGGACGGGUCCAUUGGGAUAAUUUUUUAUGAGGAAUCAGAGCUCUCCGCUAAGUGUUUGGUAGAAGGAUGUGGAUUGGGUUCAGUAACGUGUGUUGGAUGGUUAACAAACAAUUCAGGUACGCAUUUAGCGGUAGGAAGACACGACGGCUCAAUUCAACUAUAUCUUGUCAACCCUGAGAAUUUAAAAGAAAAACCGAGACUGAAGUUUACAUAUUUUUCCGGUGAACCCGUAACGUCAGUGUGUGGUGGCUGUAUUAGUACAAAUGAACCAGAAUUGCUUGUAGCUACAUUUUCGGGAAGGAUUUUCGGUUUGAGAUCAAGCAGACUUAUUUCUUCCGUAAAUGCUAUUUCUGGGGACGCCCUAGCUACACGACGUUCUAAGCUCGUAGCUGAGGUUGCCCGGUUAGAGAAACAAACUGCAAACGAACGUGAGAAAUAUCAAAAAAACACUCGUUCCGUAUACGGUGGAAUAUCGGCCCCGCCACUUUUGGAUAUAGAACAUGAGCUCUCGGGAGCAAGUCAUGAUGGUUGGCAAGAAGCUAAAAUCACUUCCGCCGUACCACUGGAUAUGAUUUUUGUGUAUUGCGAGAGCAAACUGGAAAUUCAGACUGAUAAUGCCGCUGUACUAAGCACAUGUGCACCUCAGACAUCAAACGACACAGAAUUGCUGACCGCUAUUAGAUGUCAAGCCGGUACAAGGCGACUUUGGUUGCGUAUGCGCAACCUAGUCUUUGAAGAUACGAAGAUGGAAGGAACACGUGUACUCGUGUACAUUUUACCAGCGGGAGUUCCCCGAGUUGCUAGACUAAUCAAAUUUCAUUUACCGAUUUUGCCUCAUUAUUCGAAACAUGAACCCUUGGAAAUAGAAGACAAUAAAAGGUCUUGGUGUGAAAUCAGAGUUACGGGAGCUUUCUCAGUCGCUGAAAUGACGUCGUGGUUGACGGAACUACUCCCUGGCGAACUACCGAGACCAGCUAAUAACGUUACCUUUGCUCGAUCCCAUUCUUUCCUCGAAACUUACCUCAUAUGCAAAUAUCAGCGUGGGUCAGCACUUUUUAAGUCGGACAAUAUAUCAACAGUAUUGACAUUCAAAAAUUUCAUUUCAAAUUGUUGUAUAAAAAGAAAUAUUCGUGAAGAUAUUGUUUACGAAGUUCCAGAAGAUAUUUGCCUGACUUCGUUUCAAUUGAUUAAAAAUAAAUUUAAAUCUGAAUAUCACAGAAAAAAAGAUAUUGACAUAAAAAAAGCAAUAAGUUCUCUAGAUUUGGACGCUUACGCUCUAAAUGAUGCAACAACGCCAGUAUUAUGUGAGGAGUACCUCCGUAUAUGGAAAAUAUCUGACGAUAACAGCACAGAGACAAAUUACGACCAACUCGUAGAGACAGUAGAAAACUGGUAUAAAGAUUGGUUUAAAUUAUCAAUAAAUGGAAUUCAUAGCAAUAAUCAGUUUACAAAUUUACAAACUGCUCUAAAGGAUUGUCAACUUGAUGAAAUUAAGAAAAUUUUAGACUUCAAACAAAACUCUUUACAGAACACAGUUAAUUAAUAACUACCAUUGAAACUUUGCAGCGAUAUUUUAUUUUACAGAAUUUCUUUUUGGCAACAACUGAAGCAAGUCGCGUCAUGAUUGUAAAUUGUAAAACUCUUAAAGUACUUAUAUAAGAACGUAUUGUUUAAAUUAAGUAACAUAGAAUAUUAUUUUAAAAUUAUGUAUCUAAAUAAAUGUUUAAGCGAA